Messenger RNA from Plectropomus leopardus (leopard coralgrouper), 7333 nucleotides. It is a transcript of the gene mpripb, whose product is annotated as myosin phosphatase Rho interacting protein b. The record is from RefSeq and is a predicted model, not a curated record. Gene Ontology annotation, molecular function: actin filament binding. Lineage: Eukaryota; Metazoa; Chordata; Actinopteri; Perciformes; Serranidae. Gene Ontology annotation, cellular component: actin cytoskeleton.
GGAUCCUGUGUGAGCUGAGUCCGCUCCCCCUCGCUCGCUCCUCUGGGAUAGAAGAAAAUAAACCUUCUGCUGCUAAUCAAGCUAGUCAUGGAACCAACCCCUAAAUGCCCCUUUUGCCCUCUGUGACUGACCAAGAGAUGCUUUCCCUGCAUGCAGUGUCUCGACCUGGAAGAGCAGCAUUGAACCCGUUUGGAUAUUUGGUCUAUCUGAUUUUUAAAAGUCAAGUUAACGACGCCGGCCACUAACGUUAGAGGUUUCCAUUAGCAGCGAGUUAGCUAACCGGGCUAGCCUUAGCCUAGCACAGGAGCACCGAAUGAACUUCGCACAGACUGACUAACUGACUGGGAACUGCUGUUUGACUUCAAGCUUUCUUUUGGUCCUUUUCAUGGGAGUCUGUCGUUACUUAAUGGACACUAUCGCCUCGGAGCUUAAAGGCGACAACUGUGCAAAUGUUGUUUUUUUGGCGUUCGCUGUUAUUGAUCUGGAAAUCCACUGGUGAGCUAACAGGAUAUUAGCCACCUUUCUCGACACUGCGCUUUGUGGUUGCAGGCCAUGGACUGAAAAGCAUACAUCACUGACUGAUGAGACGACUGGCUUGAUGGCAGGUAAUUAUCUGUUGGGAAGCAGCAACUGGAUCCAACUUAACCGACAACAGAUGAUUUGAAAAUUGUUCCCUCAACAAUUCACCUCCUGACUGGUCCUUUUAUUGGAAAAUGCAUCGGAGUGCUGGAUCUCUUUCCAAGUUGGGAUAGAAGAGAUACGCAAGGAAACAGCGGGAUUACCCCACUGUUUAUAAAAGUCCUCCAGAGAAAUUACUCCAGGGAGUUUAAAAAGAGGUGAAAGAUAAUGUCUGCCGCAAAAGAAAACCCCUGUAGGAAGUUCCAGGCGAAUUUCUUCAACAAAAGUAAAUGUCAAAACUGCUUCAAACCACGAGAGUUGCAUCUAUUGACUGACCAGGACUUGACCCAGGCUAAACCUAUUUAUGGUGGAUGGUUGUGCUUGGCUCCCGAGGGAACUGAUUUUGACAAUCCUAUGCAGAGAUCCCGGAAAUGGCAACGGAGAUUCUUUGUGCUGUACGAACAUGGCUGUCUACGCUUUGCCCUGGACGAAUCACCAAGCACGCUGCCUCAGGGCACAGUGAACAUGAACCUCUGUACGGACGUCAUAGACGCUGAGCCCAAGACAGGUCAGAAGAACUCCCUGUGCAUCAUCACCCCGGAGCAGGAGUACUUCAUCAGAGGAGAGAAUAAAGAGAUCAUCAAUGGAUGGAGUGAACAGCUGGUGGUAUACCCCCGGACCAACAAACAGAACCAGAAGAAGAAACGCAAGGUGGAGCCUGCAACCUCCCAGGAGCCAGGUCCAGCCAAGGUAGCAGUGACCGGCUCUGGUAUCCCUGAUGCGGAAAAGGUCCCAGAUUCAAGCUCCAUCAUCUGGCAGGAGGAGCUGAACCAGAGAGAGGCUGAAGGGGCCCCUGUCUGGGCCCCUGCUGACCUACCUUCAGAAUCACCACUGCCUCCCACAGGUGACUGUGUACUACAGGGCUCUGACGCCGGCUCAGUGAAUGGAGAUGAGGUGGACCAAGGCAGCCUGGCACUUCAUGGCUCUGUGCCCCAGCCCCCCAGCGACCUGCUCUCCCCGACAGGCUCAUGCUCCAGCCUGGGGGGCGUCCCACGCUGCCUCUCUCCUGCACCCAGCGACCCCUUCCCCUCUGGCAGCUCCCUGCUCUCUAAUGGCUCCCACAUCAGCGGCUCAGUCAGCUCUCUGGACUCAGACGCCAGUGGCAGCACCGUGACCAGCACCGACAGCCACCCGACCAACCAGAGGGGCGGCCACUCCUACAGCCACCACGACACAUCUAGAUCCCGAAGGUUGGAGGCAGAAGCAAGAAAGGCUGAGAAGAGGAGCCGGUUUAGGAGCCCCAACAGGCAGGAGAGGGAGGCUGUCCUGAGCCCCGAGAGGAGUCGCUCUGGUGUUAUUGAGAAGUUGGAGGCCUUGGAGCUGGAGAAUCCAGAGAAAAUGGAGGUGGAAGAGUCUGGGAGGAGUGGAGCCAGACAGGGCCGAAGUGAGCACAGACGCUUCCACAGAGAGGAGCAGAGGCAUGACAUGGGUCAGGGUCUGGAUUUUCCCUCCACCCUGCCUCCUUUGAGGAGAGCCAAGUCCCUGGACAGAAGGACCACUGAGUCGGUCAUGACGCCGGAUUUACUGAACUUCAAGAAAGGUUGGAUGGUGAAGCUGGAUGAGCAAGGCCAGUGGAAGAAAUACUGGUUUGUUUUGACGGAUCACAGCCUGAGAUACUACAAGGACUCCAUUGCAGAGGAGGCGUCUGACCUGGAUGGUGAGAUUGACCUGUCUUCUUGCUACAGUGUAACUGAAUACCAGGCUCAACGCAACUAUGGCUUCCAAAUACAUACCCAGGAAGGUGUGCAUACUCUGUCAGCUAUGACAGCAGGCAUACGCAGGAACUGGAUUCAGGCAGUCAUGAAGAACGUCAGACCCUCAACUGCCCCUGAUGUGGCAAGCUCAACUGAGGAUCAUGGCACCUUCUCUCCCUUGGAGGGUCUGGUUAGGCCAGAUGUCACCCAGGACUCUCCCUCCUCUGAGACCUCAUCUGUGGAGAGAGAAUCCACUUCGGGCGUCAUAAAGAGUCGGGCACGUGAACGCAGAAGAGAGGGUCGCUCUAAGACCUUCGACUGGGCAGAGUUCAGACCUAUUGCUCAGGCUCUGGCUCAGCAGCGGGCGCAGGAGGCCGAGAGCCUCCAAGCAGACUUGGGAGAGCUUGAACGCAGUCGGAGAAGAGAAGAGAGGCGGAAAAGGUAUGAGUCUGUUACCAGCUCAUCGACAGAGCAAACAUCCAGUAAAGAAGGAGGGAGGACAGACUGUGAAAGUGGAGAGGGAGUCGGACAGACAGAUUCCUUAGGUCCAACAUCUUUGGAGAGGCAGCAGAGGGUGGAAGAGGUGAUUGAACAACACUGGCAACAAGUGGAGAAGACGCCCAUACGGGAGGAAAGGAGGGUGCCUCUGGCCACCACAGUGCAACCCAGAGAGACUGUGGAGAUUGAGCAGCUGCUGGAGAAUUACAAGCAAGGGAUUGAGGACCUGAAGGCACAGUUGAAGAAUUGUCACCAGCAGCUCCUUGACUCAAACAAGCACAAGCAGGAGCUGGAGCUCCAGCUGAGAACAGCUCUGGAAAGAGAGCAGGAUGUCCGAACGGGUUACAUCUCUCCGCUGGAGCACCCUUUGGGUCUGGAGGCUGAUGUGAUGCCCCAGACGAAGAGGCCCGAACUGGUUAGUUCUCAAGCACAGAGUUUAACAAAGAAGUACCUGGAGACCAAAGAGCUCCUGAAGCUGCAAGAGCUGAAAAAGCGCAAUAUGCAGGCACAGCUUGGCCUCUCCCUUUCUCACCUGCCCAUCAAGCAACCUUAUUUCUCUGAAUCCCCAAAACCAUCCAUUCUGGAGGUCCCUCCCCCUGAACCUGUCCAAAAAACAGUUAGCUUUUUGCUCCAGGACAGCACGGAAGCAAUUCAAGAACUAGAAGACUUGAUAACUGAUAAACCUCUGUCCUUAACGGAGCUGUCUAAAGUGUUAAGAUUCUAUAGUUGUAAUCAAGAGACAGCAGAGAAACAUCAACUUCAGAAACUCUUGGAGACCUGGAAGUACCAACAGGAAAUAGAAAAUGAAAUAUUAAAAAAGAGUUUAGCCAGGGCAGGAGAAAACAUUCGUGACUAUGAAACCCGUCUUCUAACCAUGGAGGAUUUGGUGGGGAAGGUUCAGAAACAGAAGUUUGAAAGCCUAAAAAGUCCCUAUGGUCCUCUCUCAGAAAUUGAAAAGCAUUCCGAGACAAACGAGAUGUCAGUUGGGAUGCUCUCUCAGAGGGUUGAAGUUUUAACUAAUGAAAACGGGGCAUUGAAACAACGGUGUCAGGAGAUAGUGAACCAGCUGACUGAAGCUGACAGGGAAAUAGAUAGACUGAAAGCCGAGCUGAUUGGCCAGCAGGGUGGCAAACAGCAUCAAGUGGUCAUGGAAGAGCUGAAAAGACUGAAGGCUGAACUGGCUGAAAACCAGGCGAAUGCAAUAGACAGGGAGUAUUACGAGAGGGAGCUGAAUGAGAAAUCCUUGAGGCUUCAUGAAGCUCUGGUUACAUUGGAGGAGCUUGGCAACACCCUAAAAGACACUGAGAAGAAGCUGCAUUUGAAAGAAGCUACACUAAAAGGUCUGGGCUUUCACACAGACAGUGAGGACAAGGAGUUACAUCCCGAGAAAGAGCAGCUCAAAGAGCUGCUGGAAACGUCACAAUCAAAGUUGUUUGAGAUGGAUGCAAAUCUUAGGUCUACAGAGCAGCGCUGUUUGGAACUUGAAGUCAGGAACAAUGAACUUAUUACACUUAAUGAGGAAUCUGAGAAAGUCAGAGAGAAGCUAAAAGAAGCAGAAAGUGAAAUAACAAUGCUAAGAGAGAAGUUAGAAAUGAAGACGGGUAAAGUUAAAAAGACAGUUAGCGAGUGUGUUGAAGCAGAAGAGAAGCAGGUUGAUGAUAAAGGACUUACAAAGCAAGUAGUAGAAGAGAUAGAGAUGAGGUCUGAGGCAAUUGAUCAGGUUGUAGAGAUGCUAUCAAAGGUAGAUGUUGAUGUAGAAAAAAUGCUCAGUGAUUUAAAAAGCACUUUAUUUGGUUCUUUGAAAGAGGAGCCACUCUGUGUGAGUCAGAAAGACAUGAGGUUGGUAAUAGAGGGAGAGUUUUGGAGCCAGCUGUUGGGUACAUUCGAAAUCCAACCAGAGGAAAACCAACACAGCUGUGAAAGAGGUGUGGCACAACAGAUGAUGGCACAGAAGCGCUUGAUGCUCUUGAUUAGUGGGAUUGGUCCACAAGUAAAAGUUGAGAGUGGGGUAGUGAUAGAGCCAGAUUUUGCAGCGAUGUAUAAAUGGCUUGAUGAUGAAACUAAUGCUCUGAUUCUUAAAGAGUUAACGGAGACCUUGGAGGCAAAGUCAAAUGUUUUGAAGCAGAUUGCUUCCAGUGUGAAGUUAGCCAGAGAUGACCAGCUUGUCUCUUUGGCUCUAUCAAGCUUUGUUUUUGGUCGAGAACAGAAACAGUCCUCUGAGUAUCUGUGUGAUGCCCUUAAAGAAGCGUUCAUGUCUUAUAUGAUAACUAGGCUGAAUGUCCAACAUGAGAAAAAAAUAAUGCAAACGCAUACAGAAGUUGAGUUUGGUAGCUUUGUAGAUUGUCCAAAUUGUCCUAAAUUGAGAGAAGCCACCAGAGAUCUGGAGUCCCAACUGGCAGAUCUUGAGAGCCAACUAUUCAAGGCUUCUCUGAAAACCACCACAGGGCCACAAACUUUGAUCCAGAUUGAAGGAGAGCCCAUAGACUCAUUGGAUAAAUACAUUGAGCAUGAUGACAUGAUAGCCAGGCAUAAAAAGGAGCUACGAGAGGUCAAAGACAGCUAUGAGCAGGAAGCUGAAAUGUUGAGGCAGGAAAUCGCUAAGGCAGGUGAGACACUGCGUGUCCGUUCAGAAGAAAAUGUGAAAGAGAUUGACUCGCUAACAAAUUGCAUGGAGAACCUGAAGAAGAAGCAUGAGAUGGAGAGGAAAAACCUCAUGGAGAGGUUUGACAGGGAAAUGGAAGAGCUGAGAAGCAUGAUGAGUCCUGCAAAUCCAGACAACAACUUGACGGACGAGGACAGACAGCUGCAUCACACCUUGGCCCAAACAUCCACUCUGAAAGAGUGCAUUCAAGAGCUGCUGAGCCAAGUCUCCAUCAUGACCCAAGAGAUGAGACGACGUGAAGAGCAGGGAGACAUUACGACCCUACGGCUGAAAUAUGAGAAAGACCUGGAAAACCUCAAGGCCACGUGUGAGAGGGGCUUUGCUGCCAUGGAGGAGUCCCAUCAGAAGGUGAUAGAUGAGCUGCAGAGGAAACAUCAGAGAGAGCUGGAGAACCUUAAGGAGGAGAAAGAGCGACUGCUAGCAGAGGAGACAGCAGCCACCAUCGCUGCUAUUGAAGCGAUGAAGAAUGCCCAUCGGACAGAGUUGGAGAAGGAGCUGGACAAGGCUCGCAAGGCCAACAGCAACACAGAAAAUGCAGACAUAGAAGAGAUUCGCAGACAGCACGAGGAGGAGCUGUGUUCGUUCCAGCGGGAGAUCGAGGUGUUGUCGGAGCAGUAUUCCCAGAAGUGCCUAGAAAACGCCCACCUAGCCCAGGCGCUGGAGGCUGAGAGGCAGGCCCUCAGGCAGUGUCAGAGGGAGAACCAGGAGCUCAACGCACACAACCAGGAGCUGAACAACCGUCUUGCAGCAGAGAUCACCAAGAUGCGCGCCAUGACAUCUGAGGAUGGCAUAGGCGACACGAACGCCACAAUACAAGGAAAAGAGAUCUACGAGUUAGAAGUGAUGCUGAGAGUGAAGGAGUCCGAGGUCCAGUACCUGAAACAGGAAAUCAAUUCCUUGAAAGACGAACUCCAAGCUGCCCAAAGAGACAAGAAAUAUGCAACAGAUAAGUACAAGGACAUCUACACAGAACUGAGCAUUGUCAAGGCCAAAGCAGAGCGGGAUCUGGGCCGGCUCAGAGACCAGCUGCAGCUGGCUCACGAGGCACUCGGGGAGCCGUCACUGGAGGAGGUGGAGCGAGGAGGAUAUGAUAUCAUGAAAUCCAAAAGCAACCCAGACAUCCUGAAGAUGGCAGCCGCUGCAGCCAAACGCUCAGAGCGCACUAUGAGGUCAAAGAGUCUAAAGGAAGGGCUCACGGCAGAGCAGAGACUCCACCUCUUUGAAAACAAAGACACCAAGGAGUUCUGACAGUGACGCAUCAUGUCCACCGACCUGCAUGUUUAGAAGCCCACUAUAUUUUAGCUCUGUAAUUACUUAUUUAGUAACACUACACACUGGUCACAAAACACAGAUCAUAUUAUUAAAAAAUAUAUAUGGUAUGAAGUUUGAAUUUCAUGUCUAGAUUUUGCAUUCCAUGCACUUCAGUUAACUGUGACAUUUUUUUGUAUGUGUUUAUUUUUUGCUGCCAUGUCUUAUUGUAAAUACUGUUUUUAAUGGCGAAUCUGUCAUGCAUACACUAAAACUAUGACUGUGUAAGCUACUGUUUUAACUCCCUAGACUCUUGCUAGCCAAAGGCAUAAAUGUGAUGUUAAAAGGCUAAACGCUAAACACAACUACAUAUUGUUGACUGAGUAAUACUUGCAUAACAAAACCAUAGGAAUGAGUCUGGCGUUCAGGUCCGUUAACGCCCUGCCGCUCUAAUACUCAUCUGCAUUAUUAUACAACAGCUGAAUGCAUAUGGAUGGAAGAAUCCACUUAUAUAUAUAUAUAUACACACACACACACACACACACACACACAC